AUGAAAUCAGCCUUGUUGCAGGUUGACUGGCAGUUCCAGAGGGCACCAGAGAGAGAGAGAGAGCAGGAGGAAGCAGCAGAGCAUGGGGGCACGGGCUGCGAGCAAAAUUGGGAUGCAGUGAUGUGCUGGCCUCUUGCUGCUUUUGGUGAGACAGUCAAUGUCUCCUGCCCUCCAGUUUUCUCCGACUUAAUGAAAAAUCCAGGUACAGUAAGCAGAAAUUGUACCAUUAACGGUUGGUCCAACCCAUUCCCUCCAUAUUAUCUUGCCUGUACGAUUGAAGAUGAGAUACCUGUAGAGGAAGAGUCCUACUUUGCAACAGUGAAAGUGAUUUACACAGUUGGAUAUGGAGCAUCUAUCUUUUCUCUUACUAUUGCCAUGAUUAUUUUACUUAUCUUUAGGAGCCUUCACUGUGCUAGAAACUAUGUCCACAUCCAGCUCUUCGCAUCAUUCAUCCUGAGGGCUGUUGCAGUUUUUAUUAAGGAUGCCACCCUGUUUGCAAAUGAUGAAACUGAGCAUUGCACCUUUUCUACAGCUGGGUGCAAGGCAGCAGUUGUUUUCUGUCAUUACUGUGUAAUGACUAAUUUCUUCUGGCUGUUGGUUGAAGCCCUGUACCUCAACUCACUUUUGUUCUCAUUCCUUCAUCGUGGAAGAAAAUACUUCCGGUGGUUUGUUCUAUUGGGCUGGGGAGUUCCAACAAUUUGUAUCAUAGUUUGGAUUAUUUCCAGGAUGUAUUUUGAAGACACAGAAUGUUGGGAUGUAAAUGAGAUCUCUUCAUUCUGGUGGAUAAUAAAGGGGCCUAUUGUUGUAUCUAUUGGGGUGAAUUUUAUACUUUUUAUAAACAUCAUACGAAUUUUAAUUCAGAAGCUGGAUCCCCAGUUAAUUCAGUUCAACAACUCAUCUCAGUACAGGCGUUUGAUGAAGUCAACUCUGCUUCUCGUUCCAUUGUUCGGCACCCACUACAUAGUGUUUAACUUUCUCCCAGAUUAUAUAAAUACAGGGGUGAGGCUGUACAUAGAACUCUGUCUGGGAUCAUUUCAGGGUCUCAUAGUUGCUGUCCUCUACUGCUUUCUCAAUCAAGAAGUACAGACUGAGAUCCGACGAAAGUGGAUGCUGUGGUAUAUUAACUGCUAUGGAGAGGUACCAGGUGUGGUCAAAGAGAGUGACAUGGAUACCCCUUUUUGAAUGCAAGCUAUUUUUUAAUAUUCUUUAUACAAAGGACAACUUUUUUUCUUUCUUCAAACACAUUGCAUUAUGCCUAUAAUCGCAUCUUUGCUUGCUUAACUAAUCGUGGAGAUGUGCACCAUUGGAUACAGACCGAUAGCCGCAUCAGAUGUGUUAUGAUUGUUACUGGUUUACUUGACUGGUUUACUUGGGUGCAGUGGUUUACUUGGGUGCAGUGUGAAGUAAUAAUACAGUUAACUGACGGCAAAGAUAUACUGAGUCUUCAAAGAUGGAGUUCAAACCUCUUAAACGUAUACAGAUCCAUAGCAGUAGAAUGUCUGCACUUCAUAUAACAAGUUCAAUGUGUGGAAAACAAAGUUAGCUGAUUAUGGGGUUCUAGAGAGGCGCAAACAGACUUUUUCCUAUAAACUGCAUUUUGGUGCUAUAUUUUGCCUUGCCUCUUCUUACAUCACAGCUACAACCAGGUGUCACCCACAAAUUCUUUGUUUGUCAAUAUGAUGAAAAUAGUUAUCCUUUUUUUAUAAAUAGUUCAAUGUUGCGUUAAUAUUUAUGGUGUCUAACACCCAUGGCCUUCACAGAUUUACAGUACAGCAUACAGUACAUACUUUCUAAAUCAGUAUUUCCAUUGUGAAUGUUGUGUAAAAUAAUAAAUACAUCACAAGUAUUUACAUAGAAAUACAUUAUAUGUUGAUGCUGAGAGGUUUUAUGUACAAUAUCAAAAUAAACCAUCAAGAAAGUGAGAUAUGAAAACUAAUUAAUCUUUUUACUGGUAGCAUUAACAUUAUGAUUCACAUGCUCCCCCUAGUGGUUUUCUGGUAAAGUUACCAUUAGGUACAGAUAAUUAAAUAUAGUAUGAGGGCUUAUACAGUAGUCUUGGGGUAAUAGCAUUUAUCAUAUUUUAUGUUCUGUCACCCAGUCCAGAACCCAGAAUCUCUGGACUGGUAUUUUGUAUGUUAAAA
Acipenser ruthenus (sterlet) is the source of this 2141-nucleotide messenger RNA. RefSeq names its product growth hormone-releasing hormone receptor-like. Gene Ontology annotation, cellular component: plasma membrane. Gene Ontology annotation, molecular function: G protein-coupled peptide receptor activity; growth factor binding; growth hormone-releasing hormone receptor activity. Gene Ontology annotation, biological process: positive regulation of cell population proliferation; adenylate cyclase-activating G protein-coupled receptor signaling pathway; cell surface receptor signaling pathway. The transcript has 12 exons. Bases 1 to 1182 code for a protein of 393 amino acids. The record is from RefSeq and is a predicted model, not a curated record. Lineage: Eukaryota; Metazoa; Chordata; Actinopteri; Acipenseriformes; Acipenseridae.